Messenger RNA from Caenorhabditis angaria, 3722 nucleotides. NCBI's taxonomy places the organism in Eukaryota, Metazoa, Nematoda, Chromadorea, Rhabditida, Rhabditidae. The record is from the annotation of a GenBank genome assembly.
AUGGGUCGCAAGAAAAUUCAAAUCACACGGAUACAAGAUGAAAGAAAUCGACAGGUGAAUUUAUCAUAUUUUUUUAUAGUUAGGCUCUUUUCAAACAUAUAAGUAAUGAAAAAUUAAUUGGAAAAAUAUAUCUACCGUAGUUCUUUUCACUUUGCUAUGAGACCCUUUGUGUUUCGCGAAUUCGAAGAAAAUGAACUACGGUAGAAAUAUUUUUUCGAAGCAUUUCCUUUUUUUACGUUUUAGUAGGCUCUUGGUUAUUCUCAAAAAAAAGGGAAAAUUCCAGUUUCAUUUCCAGAAGCUAGACAAAUAUUGGUAAAGCGAAAAAAGUGUACAAAAAUAAAUAAAUAAAAUUUUUACUGUUUUCCUUUUCUCUCUCUCUCUCGAAAAACUUUCUUCGUCUUCCUGGAAACAUGUUUUUGGUUAAAUUAGAGGUUAGGUGAGAAAGUUGACUAAUUUAUCUUCUUCUUUUUUGGCUAUUUUUCUUUCAGAAAACAAUCAUGUGAUUUUCCAGGCGAAACAAACAUUUUUGUAUUUAUGAAAGAAAGAGAUAGAGUACGGUAUUUUCCAGAAACCAUUUUUGUUUAACAAAGUAAAUAAUUAUCGUGCGAAAACGUAUUCCAGAAUUGAUAAACAUUUUAAAAUUUUUUAAAGCAACACCCUCGUAUAAUAGGCACUUUCUUGAAAAAAGCCCAAAUGUUCUCAAAUCUUAGAAUUAGCUUAGUUUUACUGUUUUCUAGUUCGGAGAAAAAAUUCAAAACGUUUCAAUAAGUAUUAGCCGAAAUAUGAAAACCCAUUGAAAAACUGAAAAAACUCAAAUUCAAACAACGCGGGUUAGCGUCAACGCGGAGUCUCGUUGUUUUCUUUUUAUUUUUUCGCAAAAUUUUUCCGUUUUUUUUUCGGAAAAUGACAAUUCGCAUGGAAACAACUGCUUUCUGGGUAUGAAAAAAAUAAAUUGAAGAAGUAUAAACACUAAGAUUCAAUAUUUCAGACGAAAACUAAUUUUUUCAAUGGAAAUUGUGUUUUUUUCAGUUUUUGACCGGAAUAUGCAAUAUAAUACUGUAAUAUCAUUGUCAAAAAUGAAAGUAGAGAUAGUUAAGGAUGUUCAGAAAUCAUUGUUAUAAUUUAUUUCAAUGUUUUCAGUGAAACAAUUCACUUUUUGUGGAAAAAAAGUUGAAAGGGGUACUGUAGCACACAAUUGUCGUCACAGUGUUUGCACAAUUUCAUGAAAUUGCGGAUCUGCACAAUCUGCAGGCGAUUUUCAAAAAAAAAUAAAUUUUUUUCUCAAAAGUGGUCAAACUUGAUCGUUUUUGAGUAUUUCUUUUUCAUAUUGCUUGUGAGCAUAGCUGGAUAGGUUAAUUUUAUAUAUUUUGGUGUUUGAAAUCAUUUCGCAAGGGCUUUAUUAUACGAGGGUGUUGCUUUAAGACUAACCAGAUCACCUAAAUCAAAACAGGACCAUUUAAAAAAAGGUCUGAUUUUUUCGGUCGAAUUUCGGAUUAGUUCCACGUACCAUGUUUUUUGGACCAAAAAUUUAAGAAUUUCAAAAAAAUUGAACCAGUUCAAAUUUUUUUUCAUGAAAAUUUAAAAUGGUCUUGGAAAUCAGGUAUAUUUUUGAAACUUCAAAUUUUUUGGUGGUUCGACUGCAAAAAUUAAGACUUCCCAAACUUUUUUCCAGUCAAAAACAUUCUCAUAAUAUUUCUUGCUCAUAGUCACAAAUCUUUCAAAUAUGUUUUUUUUUUCUUGAAAAUCUCAAUAAUAAGAAUAAUCUCUUUUUUUCCUCUUUCGAUGACGUCUUCCGUUUUUCUUCUUCUUCUUUUCUCUCUUUUUCUUUUUCUCUCUGAAAAAAAGAAACUCGAAACAUUCAGGCGCUGAAUAAAAAAGGCAGCCAGCAGCGCGCACUUUUUCUCUGCGUCUCUUCGAAACGUCAUCGAGCUCCUUGCGAGCAUAUUUGGAGUGAAAAAAAAAGAAGAAGAAGAAAGAAGAGGGAGAGCAAGAGAAAAAAUAGUGCACAUGCCGAUAUUUUUAGCAUUAAGAAGUGACGAAAAUAGCGUAGGAGGCUGAAAAUAUCUGCGAAACGAAAGAAACAUAAUUUUAUGUUAUUGGCAGAAAAAAGGAAACUCUUGAAAAGAAUGAAAAAUUGAAUAUGGAUGUUUACAUAGAUAUUUCAAAACUAGGAUAUUUUUUAAAAAGGGGAGCAAACUUUGGAAAAAUUCAACAAAAAAAGUUUAGAAGGCUCUAAGGAGAAGAAUUCCUUAUCAAAUAGAAAAAUUGAUUAGGCAAUAUUGGACUUUUAGAAAAAAAGGCUUUCUAAAUACAGAAAUCCAAAAAAUUUCCCCACUUCUCCAACAAGACUUUUUUUGCAGGUAACAUUCACCAAAAGAAAGUUUGGAUUAAUGAAGAAAGCCUACGAAUUAUCAGUAUUAUGUGAUUGUGAAAUUGCUCUAAUUGUCUUCAAUUCAACCAACAAACUCUUUCAGUAAGUCAUUUUUAAAUUUCCAAAUUUCUAUGAAUUUCUUCUCUAAAAAUUUUCACACCGUAAACAAGUAACUACAAAAUUUGUAUUUUCUCGUGAAAAUAUCUAUUCAACUGAAUACAAUAUUGAUUUGCUUUUUGUCAGAUAUGCUUCAACUGAUAUGGAUAAAGUACUUCUGAAAUACACGGAAUAUAAUGAACCACAUGAAUCUCGCACAAAUAAUGAUAUUAUGGAAGCAUUGAAUAGAAAAGAGGGAAAACAUGGAGGAGGAGAUUCAGAUGAUGAAUCACCAGGUCCAUCAACAUCUCCAAUUAUUCAAUUAACACAAAAUGGUCGAAAUGAUAACAAUAAUAGUAGUUUGAAUGGAAAUUUAUCAUCAUCAGCAUCUUCAGCUUCAGCAGUUGCAGCGGCAGCGGCAGCGGCUGCAGCAAUUGCUGUUGAAAAUCGACCACAACAAUUACAUCCACUUUAUCAAAAUCUUUUUCAAUCAUAUCGACCAAUUCAACAGCAACAACAACAGAGAAAUGAUGUGAAACAUUUGGAAUUCGCAACAACUUCUUUUGCUGCAUAUGAUUCUUUACAUCCAAUUGCAGCUGCGGAUGCUGAUUGUGAAUUGGGAGCUGCGAGACAAACGGCUGAUCAGAAUAUAUGGGCGGCUGCAUUACAACAAAGACCUUUAUCACAGCCAGCAACUCAAUCUACAGGUUUGUGAUGGGAAACAUUUUUAAAGGAGGAGACUCUAGUGUUCAUUGGUAGAAUAAUUCGUUAUCAUUAUGUAAAUAAAUAGUGAGGUGGUUACUGUAGUCGUUUUGGAGAGAAUUUGUGUACUUUUUGUGAAAUUGUUUCAAAGAAAUUAUUUUCUGAAGAUUAUUGAAGUUUAUCACAUUUUUUUAUUAAAAAAAUGUGGUAAAAGGUCUAGAUCAACAUUUUGAGACUACUAACAAAGAUUUUAAAAAAAUGUAUUUCAAGAGUCUCUCCAAAUUAAUCAAUCUUAUAUUUUGCAGGUCUCACAAACGGUCUCAAUUCUCUAAUCUCUCCAUCAACAAAUUCAAUAAAUGGACAUAAUCUCGGACUAGCUUCAAAUAAUUCAUCUGCUUUAAUUGAUUUGAGUGCUUGCGGUGGUGGCGGCGGACAAAAUCCGGGUUAUUUGAAAGUGGAUCCGAAUGCAUAUGUCAAAGUGGAGCCGCAUUCUCCACCCGAAAAACGCGCAAGAAUUCCAACAACUGAUUGGAGACCACAACAAUUAACAUAG